AUGGGUUUAGAGCUUUCCCAAGAAUACACCACAGCUCGUGCGGCCUUUGACGAGGCGGACACGAUCCUGAAUCGGAAGUUGAGCCAGCUCUGCUUUGAAGGACCCGCGGAAGCACUGAAACAGACGGAAAACACGCAACUGGCAAUUCUGACAUGCAGCGUUGCAGCGUUGCGAGUCUUGAGCGAACACGGAAUUGCACCGAAAGCUGUUGCCGGUCAUAGCCUCGGAGAGUAUUCCGCCCUUGUUGCGGCGGAUGUGCUUGCCUUCUCAGAUGCGCUGAGGUUGGUCGAAUAUCGGGCGAAAGUCAUGGCAGAGGCUUCCCAGCGGCAAGAUUGCACAAUGGCUGCAAUUCUGGGAUUGGCUGCAUCGUCUGUCGAAGCAACUUCUAUGGGGCCCGAUGCAAGCACCGGGGUGGUUCAAAUCGCAAAUUACAACUGUCCUGGGCAACUAAUUGUUUCUGGCGAUACUGCCGCUGUUGAACGGGUCAUGGAUAGCGCAAAGGCUGCCGGUGCCAGACGUUGCCUCCGACUUGAAGUGAGUGGCGCAUUUCAUUCUUCCUUGAUGGGCCCUGCAAAAGAGCGUCUUCAAACUGUAAUUGAUGACUUCCAAUUCAAUGAUCCAAGUAUUCAGGUCGCUGCUAACGUAACGGGUAACUUUGUACAGACUGCGGACGAAGUUACCCGAUUGUUGAUAGCACAAGUUACGUCCGCCGUUCAGUGGGAGAAAUCAAUACGGACUAUCGGUGCUGCCGGUAUCUCACACUUUGUCGAGGUAGGACCCGGGACAGUGCUUUCUGGGAUGGUUCGUCGUACCCUUCCCGAAGCAAUUUGCCUGAAUGUCGAGGAUACCAAGAGCUUUGAUAAACUGAUGGAUAUAGCGUAUAAAGGUUGA
This is a messenger RNA of Geodia barretti, 891 nucleotides long. The record is from the annotation of a GenBank genome assembly. Lineage: Eukaryota; Metazoa; Porifera; Demospongiae; Tetractinellida; Geodiidae.